Messenger RNA from Penicillium griseofulvum, 1245 nucleotides. RefSeq lists its product as uncharacterized. The transcript has a single exon. Bases 1 to 1245 code for a protein of 414 amino acids. The record is from RefSeq and is a predicted model, not a curated record. NCBI's taxonomy places the organism in Eukaryota, Fungi, Ascomycota, Eurotiomycetes, Eurotiales, Aspergillaceae.
AUGACGCGGCGUUCACACUUCCAGACCGGUCGCAAACCUCGAGGGUAUGCUGGCUUCCAACUAGAUGAGGCUCUUGUCACGGGCCCAAUAUCAUUCCUAAAUCCCACCUCGGCACACUACAAGCCUUUCCAGCGCCCAAAAGAGACUCGUCCUCCCCCACAACUCGAGCGUCUCUGGCGAUCUCGCGACAACAGAAAAGGCCGCCAUGCCAUUCGCGUCGAUACAGAAGCAUUACCACAUGAAACUGGAAUUACAACACCACCUUUGACGCAGUCCUUCUCAACGGUAGCCAGGAUCAUUCUUCGCAUGGUGACCUACGUCCCUUACUGGGACGUGUCAUAUCUAGUCGCCAUGUCCUUCACUAUCGGGUCGGCAGUCUUCAUUGUUAAUGGGUUCUUCGUGUGGUUGCCGCUCGCAGACAAGAAGACCGAGUUUCGCGGUGAGAUUGUCGUUGCCGGCGGUUGGACGGGGUUCGUCGGCGCGACUAUCUUCGAAAUCGGAGGUGUAUUGCUGAUGCUUGAAGCCUUUAAUACCAAUCAUACUGGAUGUUUCGGCUGGGCGCUUGAAACCGCCGUCGAGGAAUCUAUCGAGGAUGGGAUUACUCACCAUCCGAUGAAAGAGAUCAAGCCGAAGGUCUCGGAGUGUGAGCAUCAUCAUGCGAAUCGGAAAUCAUUCCUCCAGGAGAAGCACCAUCAUUAUGCCAAUGACAUCGCCCAUUUUCAUCGGGACGACACUGGAUACGUUACUUCGUCACCAGAUGGCAGGACAUUCCGAUGGAUUCCGUCAAUGUCGGAAUUGUGUACGCAUUAUCUUCAUGAAAUUGGCUUUCUAGCUUCCUUGAUCUUAUUUGUGAGCGCUACUAUCUUUUGGAUUGGUGCAAUUGUUGGCAUUCCCGAUAUUAUUGACCACAUGAGCAAGGGACUUAUUGAUGGCCUCUACUGGGGUACUAGUACUCUUGGCGGGUUGGGAUUUACUGUUAGUUCAUACAUGUACAUGCUUGAGACUCAGUCAAAGUGGUACCUUCCUGCUUGGCAUGUUCUGGGGUGGCACAUUGGGCUCUGGAAUUUGAUUGGCAGUAUUGGGUUUACUGUUUGUGGUGCGCUGGGACCGGCGAGUAGCAACUCUGGCGUGAAUUAUCAAUCGUCGCUUGCUACAUUUUGGGGAUCGGUGGCCUUUAUGAUAGGAUCUAUGAUUCAGUGGUAUGAAAGUUUGCAGAAGAACCCUGUUGAGAAAAAGCGUGGUUAA